CAUAUGAUAGGCAGUGUUUGCUAAGUCAUAGAAUAACCUUUUUUAAACAAUCAGAUUUCACCGUAUAACACAUUAUUAAUUAGAUUUAUGUAUGAAUCACGGAUCAACAUUGUUAUAAUCAUAUUUUUUUUUUAGUGCAAUAAGUCUUAUAUUAUUAUUAUUGUCCAAUUAUAAGUUAUAAAUUUACUAAAAUGCUAGAUUCUCUUGACCCUCCAGAAAGUAAAAAACCUAAGCUUUCUGAAGAAGAAUUGAUCAUAUUGAAAGAAAAUGUAGACUUUCCAGGAAGUACAGAAAACAAAAAAUCUAGACUUUCUGGAGAAGAAUUUAUCAAGUUGAAAGAAAGUCUUCGUGAAAGGAAGAAACGAUUCUCAAUUAUUCCACGACUGCGACUACUAUCAGCUGGUGAAAAUGCUAGCCUAACAGUUAACGUUGACAGUCAAGAUCGAAUACCAAUUUUUUUAAAUGACGUGCAACACCUUCUUAUGUACUCUAUGCUUGGACAUCAUGCAACUUAUGUUCCAGAUAGAUGGUGUAAAUUAGAUAAAUACAAUAAAGUAUCUCAUGCUGUAGUACUUAUUGUUGAUGGAUUAUCGGUUAGGCAUUAUUUGUUGAAUGAAUCUAAAUUCUGUUAUUUAAAAGCUAAAUCAGAGCACAGCUUAGAACUAAUUACACCAGCAGCUUAUGGUGGAUCAAUUGUAGAAGAACUUGCAGCUGUACCAUUCAGUGGAAGUCAAAAGAAAAAUCUUAUUAAUAAAUAUGGAUCUUUAAAAAAUGCAGUAAAGGUUAAUGGUGAUAUUAUUAAGCUACUGAAAAAAAUUUUUCCUAUGAAAUCAGCUCCAAAAUCAGAGAAAGGUGACAAUAGCAAUAUUGGAUUACCAUCUACAGAUCAAUUUUCAAGAACUGAAUUGAUUCUUUCACCAUAUCAGCUUAUAGAAGAGAAUUAUCCUAUCCCAUUAAAAGGAGGUCUUGCUAAAAAAUAUGUAGACUAUGUAUUAACUAAAGAUGAAUAUGAUGAGGUUAAUUCAAAAUCACCAAUGUUUGGUAUAGACUGUGAGAUGUGUAGAACCACAAUAGGUUGUCUAGAGCUUACUAGGGUAUCCAUUGUUGAUGAAAAAUUAGAUAUUGUUUAUGAUACUCUUGUGAAACCUGAUAAUAAAAUUACAGAUUACCUUACUCAGUACAGUGGUAUUACAGAAAUGAUGUUGGAAAAUGUAACAACAAAGUUAUCUGAUGUUCAAAAAUUUAUCAAGGAAUUUUUACCUGCUAAUGCCAUACUUGUUGGACAAAGUUUAAAUUCUGAUAUGCAUGCUCUGAAAAUGAUGCAUCCAUAUAUUAUAGAUACAUCAGUAAUUUUCAAUAUCACUGGAGAUAGGUAUCGUAAGACAAAAUUAAAAACUCUAGUUCAAGAAUUUUUGAAUGAAAAUAUACAAAAGGGUAGAAGUGGUCAUUGUUCAACAGAAGAUUCUCAAGCCUCCAUGAAAUUAGUUUUAUUGAAAUUAGCAAAUAGUAUAUAUUUUGGUGAUAGUAUUCUUAUGGAUCAAUGUCAAACAUAUUCAUAUGAAUCUAUGUAUAAGAAAGAUAAUAGAAAUUUUCAUCAGAAUCAAAAGCAAAUGACUACUUUUGGCUCAUUAAUUUUCAAUCAUGUAACAAAAGUUAAAACGAAAACUGCAGCAAUUUUUGGAUGUACCGAUGUUCUGAAUGAUUAUUCCAAAAUUAUGAAAAAUUCUACAUUAAAUAUAAUGGAAGAUAAAGAAUUUGGAAAAGGGGACAAUGUGAGACUUGCAGUGGUGAAUAGUAAUAAAGAAGCUGUCAGUAGAUGUAGUGAAGUAGCUAUGGAGCAUGCUUUAAAUUUUUGUCAUGUAAAAUUUAGUGAAGAUCAGAUUUCAGAAGAGAACUUGGAUAAAACUAUAAAUAGUGUAGAUAAAUGGGUAAAGAAACUUUGGAAACAUACAGCUUUCAAUGGUUUGAUUUGUGUAAUUUUUAGUGGACAAAGUUCUUCAAAUGGAGCAUGUUUCUUAAGUAUAAAAAAAAACACAGAUAUAGACUUGGAACAAGUAUGAUUUUACAAGUAAAAAAUUAUAAUCAAUUUUAUUAUUGAACUGAUGAUAAAUUAUUCACCAUUGUGAAUGACAAUUUUGUAUGUAUUUUAAAAAACUGUAUAUAUUAGAUAAAACGACAAGUUCAUAAGAUCUUUGAGAAAGUGAAAUAGUAAAAGUAAUCUUCUAGAAAGUUUUAAUUUCUAAAUAUUACUGAUCAUUGAUUUCAUAGUGCUGUAAAUAAUGUAGUUUAAACAUGAGCAUUAUAUUGCAUUACUCAUUUUAAAACCUAAUAAAAUUUUAUUUUAUUUGUUAAAAGUAUUACUUUUAUUUACCAUUUUGUACUUAUGAUAAAUUAAUACAGGCAUUUACAGUUUGGUAACACGUGACAUAAUAAUGUAUCUUUGCCAAAUUUAUAAAUAAAUUAAAGCUCCCCCUCAAUGUCCAUAGAUAUAUAGUUAAUGGAGAAAUUUUGUCGCAAUUUCCCUCCAAACAUUUGUCUAAAUUAAAAAUCAAAGAUGCUCGAAAAAAUUAUCGUUAAGAAAUGUUCAUAUCUAGUUUGUGACUAAUCAUCUUGAAAUGAUUUGAGCAGUAGUUUCUACAUAAAAUAAUAAAAAAAUCAAUGAUGUUCCAGAGUUAGCUUGAUUGUAAAGUGCGAAAACAUUUUGUUUAUCCAUCGUGAGUUUAAACAUAAAUAAUAGCUAGAAAUUAUAGUUGACUUUUUAAUUAAUUAUAAAGAAACCACUGUUCAAAAUAUUCCAAGAUUGAUGUCUCACUUAAGGUAUGAUUAUUUUUUGAAGAAUUUUUUCUAGCACCUUUGAUUUAUAUAUUUUAGGCGAACUAUUGGAGGUUAAAGUCACAAUCAAAUUUCUCCAU
Molecule: messenger RNA, 2912 nt
Organism: Phymastichus coffea
Lineage: Eukaryota; Metazoa; Arthropoda; Insecta; Hymenoptera; Eulophidae
Gene: Rexo5
Product: RNA exonuclease 5
Exons: 2
Coding region: 192-2060 (622 amino acids)
Cellular component (GO): nucleus
Molecular function (GO): nucleic acid binding; exonuclease activity
Source: RefSeq, a predicted model, not a curated record